AGUGUGACAAAAAGCAAAAGCAGAAGAAAUCUGUAAAGGGACAAAAACUCCACUAAUAUCAGUAAAAUCUUGUACGACUAAAAUAUCACUAUAUAUCACUAUAAAAUAUGAGUUUUGCAUUUAGAUUAAAUUAUUAUUUUUCCAUUGUUAAUUAUUUUCUGAACUGAACUUUGCUUUAUAGGUCUGUGGGCCCCUGGGAUUCUUUCCAACACACUCAUCAGUGAGGCCAUAAAGGUAGAAUAAAUACUAAAGAAUGAGGUUUUUAUUCUAGCUGAAAGCUCCAUUUGCAUUAAGUCUGUAAACAGAUGGGCUGAAACCGAGGCCCCCCAUAUUAAAAAAAUCAUAAUCCAUAUGCGUUGUUUGUGAUAUCACAGCACAGUAAAGCAGCUUUGGUGCGCAGCCUCUUUGCGCCGCAUGCUGGCGGGGUUCGUGAGGGGGCUGCGGCCAUCAAAAUAUCCAGAUUAUGCAUUUUACACUAUCUUGCUGGCUCUAUUUCGUCUGAACUCCGCAGCAGCAGAGAAGGAGGAGGGGGAGGAGGAGGAAGAGAGCCGGGACUGCUGCCACUUGUCGCCUUUAGGUGGCGCUCAGAGCGCAGGAGACAGUGGCUCGCCUCCCUCUCCGCUGCAGGACCAAGAUGCUGGCUGAGCGGCUGCAGGACAGGUGAUAGUCCGGUACGAUCUCCUCGUGAGCGCGUGUGUUCAGUAUAAAAGCUUCGAGACUGGAAAGUUUAUUAUAAUAAAGCUCAUACUGAAAGUGUAGAAAAAAGUGAGAAAAAUAUGAAGGAAAAUGUUGGGAAAUCCAUGAAGUUGAUGAAGAGGAUGGUCGCUCCGCCUCCUCCUCCCUGAUGGGGGAGUGUAUAAUGAGUGUAUGGGUGAGGGAGGGGAGAGAGAGAGGAGAGGGAGUGAAGCGCGAGCGCUCUGGUUUGGAUUCACUCCACUUUCUCAUCACUCACGGUGCAGCCGCGCGACCUGCACCGUGCCGGACCGCGCGAGAACCCAACCCGGACCAGAGGAAACCGGACCAAACCUGCACUGCUCGCAACAUCAAUUCGGACAUUUUUUCCACUUUUUUUUUUUAGGAAGUGUGUGGGGGAGAGAAACGGGUGGGAUUCUUCUCCCUUCCCGGUGCUCCGUCCACAUCGAGCACCUCCACCCUAACUCCCUCUCCAUCCCAUAGAGAGCGUGCCACUAGCGAAGUAUGCAGCCACCUCGGUCCGGCCGCCGGUGACGCUUCCAGGGGUCCGUCAGUGAGUCCGACCGUGCUUCCGGAGAACGCUUGUCACGACUGAAAGAAACUAAGAGAACUGGAGGAAUAACUACAGCCGUGACUGGAUUGUUUGAUUCACCUCAGAAUCUUUUUUGUUUUGUUUUGUUUUUUGUCUUUUUGUAAUGAUAAUUUUUAAUUACAACCUUGUGGAUUCUUUAUAACAAAACCAUUUUUGUCUGGAGCAUCUGCGUCUGGAUAUCGCGGGGGAGCGAGAGUCUGUAGCCGGCGUUGGAGCGCUCAGAACUGUGUCUUUAACCCGAUCCAGAGCGAUGUCCGGCAGAGGCAUGGCGUUCCUGAGGUGGGACAUUUUCUUGCUCCUGGCUGUCAUCCUAAUGGUUUCCUGCAGCGCUGUGCCUACAGAUAUUCUGUAUCGAGUUCCUGAGGAGCAACCUCCCAACACGUUGAUCGGCAGCCUGGCUGCAGACAAAGGCCUUCCCGACACUGGACAUCUGUACAAGCUAGAGGUGGGUGCCCCGUACCUGAGGGUGGACGGCAAAACCGGGGACAUCUACACCACCGAGAUUCCUAUUGACCGUGAGACCCUGAGUGACUGCCAAAACCUGUUUGAUGACAAAUGCUUCCUGGAGUUUGAGGUGUCGAUCACCGACAUGGUGAAAGGGAUCGGAUCUGGACCGCGGCUGAUCGAAGGUCUUAUUGAGGUGCUGGAUAUCAAUGACAACACGCCGCAGUUCGCCUCACCCAUCCUUUCCCUGGCUAUUCCAGAAAAUACGCACAUUGGCGCUCUCUUUUCCAUCCCAAUGGCCACCGAUAAGGACUCUGGCUCUAAUGGGGUGGCCGAGUACUCUCUGAGCACUGGACCAGACGCUGUUCAACUCUUCAACCUGCAGGUCACUUUGGACACAGAUGAGAAGCUUCCACAGCUGAUAAUCAUGGGCAACCUGGAUCGUGAGAAGAAGGACUCAUACGAUCUGAAUAUUCGGGUUGUGGAUGGAGGGAAGCCACCGAGAGCAAGCAGCGCUCUGCUUCGAGUCACCGUGACUGAUCAGAACGACAAUGCUCCAAAGUUCGAGAGAAAUCACUAUGAGGCUGAACUGCCAGAGAACAGCCCACUGGGACAUUCUGUGUUGCAGGUUCGAGCCAAUGACGCUGACACUGGCACCAACGGAGAAAUUGACUAUACCCUCCAUCAAGCAUCCGAGACUGUCCAGAGGCUUCUGCGUAUUGACCGCGCAACUGGAACGAUUUACGUCAAAGGUCUGGUAGACAGAGAAGAAACCAGCUUUCUCAAGUUCUUUGUGGUCGCCAGAGACCGUGGGCCUAAUUCCAAGAUUUCCAAAGUCCUAGUGACCAUCAUUGUCAAGGACCAAAAUGACAAUGCACCAGCAAUAGAGAUCCGUGGUAUUGGGUUGGUCAUCCACCAAGACAGUGUGGCCAACAUCUCUGAAGACAUGCCGAUCGGUACACCGGUAGCACUAGUGCAGGUGUCAGACCGUGAUGAAGGGGAAAACGCUGUUGUGACAUGUGUGGUUGCCGGUGACGUCCCAUUCCAACUCAGACCUGCUAGCGAGUCAGCCAAUGAUCGGAAGAGAAAAUACUUCCUGCAGACAACUACCCUGCUGGAUUAUGAACGUAUUAAGGAUUACAGAAUUGAAAUAGUUGCUGUGGAUUCCGGUAACCCAGCUCUGUCAAGCACCAAUUCUCUCAAAGUCCAAGUCACAGACAUGAAUGACAACACACCAACAUUUUCUCCGGCACUGGUUGAAGUGGACUUUCCUGAGGGCAACCAGCCAGGUGACAGAGUGCUAGACGUUGUGGCCACAGAUGCAGACAGUGGCAUCAAUGCAGAGAUGAUUUAUAGCAUAAUUGAGCCUGAAUCUACCAGACUUUUUGAGGUUGAUGCAAACUCUGGGGAGAUUCGUGUGAAAAACACACUGGAUCGAGAGGAACGUGAGCACUAUAAGUUCCAUGUUGCAGCAGCCGACAAGGGUCUUCCAAGUAAAACUGGAACUGCUACAGUGGUGAUAAAUGUUCUAGACCGCAAUGACAAUGAACCCAAAUUCAUGCUGAAUGGCUACAGCUUUUCUGUCAUCGAGAACAUGCUUCCACUAAAUCCUGUUGGUGUAGUGACUGUGACUGAUGCUGAUAAAGGGGAGAAUUCCAGAGUGACACUGUUUGUAGAUCCUGAUAAUGGCAAGUUUUUGAUCCAAAAUGACACAAGAACUAUCCUGUCAAGCAUUUCAUUUGACCGUGAAAAGGAAAGCACUUACUCCUUCCGUCUGAAAGCUGUGGAUGGUGGUGAACCACCUCGAUCCUCCUAUGUAGGUGUGACCAUCAAUGUCUUAGAUGAGAAUGAUAAUGCCCCCUAUGUCACCAAACCAUCCAACUCCUCCUACACCUACCUGACACCUGUCACACCUCCAGAAACACAUGUGGAAGUGGUUGAGGCUGAGGACAUUGAUGCUGGACCCAAUGCUGAGCUGUACUAUUCAAUCACAGGAGGAAACCCUUACGGCCUUUUCCAAAUCUCACCCACCAGUGGGGAGAUCACACUGGCACAAGCAUUCUCUGGGAAACACAAUGGGCUUCAUCGGCUUGUCGUGAGGGUCAGUGAUCGAGGCAAACCGCCUCGCCACACAACUGCCUUAGUCCACGUGUUUGUAAAUGAAACCAAAUCCAAUGUAUCCCUCAUUGAGGCACUGGUGGGUCACAGUCUUUACACACCUCUGGACAGAGACAUAGCAGGAGACCCCAACUAUGCUUACAGUCAGCAAAACAACAUUAUGUAUGGAAGCCUUGCAGGUGCUGCUGUUGUGAUUCUGGUCAUUGUAGCUGUGGUGGUCAUCAGACACCAUCUUCAGAAAGAUACUAAGAGUGGUUACCAAGCUGGGAAGAAGGAGAGCAAAGAUCUCUAUGCUCCCAAACAGGGCCCAAAAAAUGGGAAAGGGAAAAAGAGCAAAAAGCCCAAAGCUCCAAAACCCACCAAACCACUGGAAGAGGAUGAGGAGGCAAGUCUGCAGAAAGGCCUAAAGUUUAACCUCAUUAAUGAUGUCAAUGACAGUCCCAGAAUCCAUCUGCCCCUUAAUUACCCACCAGGAAGCCCAGACCUGGGCCGUCACUACAGGUCCAACUCUCCUUUGCCAUCUAUCCAGCUACAACCACAGUCACCCUCUGCAUCCAAGAAACACCAGGCUGUUCAGGACCUCCCUGCAACCAACACCUUCGUAGGAACAGGCGAUAACAACUCCACGGGAUCGGAUCAAUAUUCGGAUUACAGCUACAAGGCCAACCCACCCAAAUACAACAACAAACAGCUGCCCCACCGCCGAGUCACCUUCUCCACAUCCAAUCAGGCCCAGGAUCUGCAGGAUGCAUCCCAGCACAGCUAUUACGACAGCGGCCUGGAGGAGUCAGAGACACCCAGCUCCAAGUCAUCAUCGGGCCCUCGGAUCGGACCGCUAGCUCUGCCGGAAGACCACUACGAGAGGACCACACCCGACGGCAGCAUUGGCGAGAUGGAACACCCGGAGAACGACCUCAGGCCUCUUCCCGAUGUGGCAAUGACUGGUAACUGCACACGUGAGUGUACCGAGUUUGGCCACUCCGACUCCUGUUGGAUGCCUGGCCAGCCUUCCCCCAACCUCAAGGUUUCCAAGAAUGCCCCCAAACUUUCCACCUUCGUGCCUUACCAGGAAAUGGAUGGACAGGAGCAACUGAUGGCCAAUGGCAGCCCGAAGCCCAUGGUGACGGAGGAAUGUGGGACAGGUGGCGGUGCUGGCAGCAGCAGCUCCAAAGUGGCCAGCAUGAGGUUCAUGACCCCUUACAGCAGUGCCUAUCCUGGGAACGGAGACUCAUCUGGUAAAGACUGUGGCCUGGAGGAGAUCCCACUGAGCCAGGCAGCGGAAUACCACUCCGCCGCCACCCCAACUGGCCAGACCUCCAAGAGGGAGAUCUACCUGUGAGGGCAAAGCUCUCAACUUUAAAUCCCCAAUGAUCGACAAUGCCGUUCACCGCCUCACCUCCCACCUUCUCACAGCCACCCCCUGUGCCUACAACUCGCUGUGCUGCAGCAUGACUCAUCCUUCCUUUUUUCAACUGCAUCACCGAACAAGGCUUUAGACCCCCACCUCACCUGCUGCCGCCGCCCCCAACACCCCCCUCAAAAAACAAAUCAAAUGUAAGAAUAGUCAAAUGAAAAUGGAAGAAAACUCUGUUUUAUCUGCUGUGGAAGCGAUGUAAACUAUGCUACAUUGUUGUGAUGAUUUAAUGGGAAACUAUUUAGCUCUUAACGUAUAUCAGUUUAAUUUUUGUGAGUGGCAUUACGCUUUGUUGCUCUGUUGGAACAGAAAAAGAACAAAAACAUCAUGGGGGAAAUGGUGAAGAACGUCUUGUAAAUCCUACUUAAGUAUACUGUGUAAUCCUAUCUAUCCUCAACUUUUUUAUUUGAUUUACUUUGUCUUUGUUGACUCCGGGGGUCGUAGGAAUCACAUUUUUUAGACAAGUUGAAUCCAAUCAACGGAAACUGGUCAUUGAAAAGACGUUUACAGAAACGCUGCUGUUUCCCAAUCACCGGAGUUGUAUCUUAGUUUUUCGGCUAUGAACAAAUCCUUUUUCCAGUGUACAGAGCUGUAAAUACUACAAACAAUGACAGAGGAAACUGCUGUGGCUCUCAGUGUGGAUUUGUGGCUGUUGUGCUGUCUUCAGAUCUUCCCAUAUGGUCCCGUUGAUGGACUGAAAAUCUCGGCAUGCGCGAAGAAACGACAUCACAGAGUUCAGCGUCACACUGCAGGAACAUGGACUCUUGAGCAUCACCGACGGUGCCGAGUUACAACCACGAGACUUUUUGUUUGUGUGUUACUUUUUUUUUAUCUCUGCGGCUUUGCAACACGCUGGCAUCUGGGUUUAUGUAGGGAAGCACAUCUUUUUUUUAUCAGAAGAAAGCUUAUUCAGAGGAUUGCAACCUCAUGUUGUUCUCACUAGUUGACCAUGACAUGAGAAUUGUAAAGAUAAACAUAUUUAACAGUUCAAACACACUUCAACAUCAGCUAUCCUUCCAUUUCAUGUUCACUGUUGUAAAAAUUAAAGGGUUUCAGGAUUUAAAGUUCUGAUAUCAUCACAACACACUGUUCAUGUUAAAGAAGAAAUGACAACAAUGUAGGAAUAGUAUAAAAAGUACACCCUUCUCCAGUUCUAGGUUUUUAUGCUUGUGGACUAAAAUAAUUUUUUGUGAAUCUAACCCCCGAGUGUAGGAAAUCAAACAAUAGAUUCCACUUUUUUUCUUAUUUUAAAAAAUAAAACAAAGUCAAAUGGAGAAGCCAUACAGCUAAGUACACCCUUGGUGUGGAAUUUAAGCAGAAAUCUAGCAGCCAGCUGCUCCCUUUAAAAAAGUAAAGGCUUUUGUUUGGGCAGUUUGUUGCCAUUAAACCUACAUGUGAAUGUUAACACAAUGCCAAGACAGAAAGAGAACAGCAGUGACUUUCAGAGAAGCAAUAAUUGCUGAACAUCAAUCUGAGAAAAGUAAUAAGAUAAUUUCAUAACAAUUCGAAUUGUAUCCUCCUACAGAGAGAGAUAAAAAUAUCCUCUAGUGGAAAGUAUUCAAGACAUCUUUCCAGUGGUAGACAUCACAGCAAAGGGCAAUGUUGAAAGAAAUAUCCAUCUCAGUCUUCAAAGUCCUCAUUUAACAUGUUCAGUUUUAAAGUCCAUUCAGGAAAAUUACAAAAAGACUGAAAAUGUAUAGCUUGUCCGAAAGGGUCCUCCAAGUGGAAGCCUCUUCCCUCUGAAAUAAUAUGGCAUCACAACUGGUAAGCUGCUUUUUAGAUCUGAUCUGAAGAAGCCUCUGACUAAAGACACUCUGUUGUUGUACGGCAGUCUCAUAAAGAAGAUGCCCCGGAUUCCUCAUAAUGUUCUUCAUUUUAUAAAUAUCCUUCUUUAUCCUUCUUUGCACAAUGAUCUCCAAAGGUUCCAGAGGAGUCCCAAGAACAGAACCAGCUUUCUUUAUUAGCUUGUUGAGCUUUUUUAAGUCCCUGGCUCUGAUGCUGCUACCCCAGCAGAUGAUGGCAGAAGAUAUCACACUCUCCACAACAGACUUAUAGAAGGUAUGCUGCAUAACUUGAAAAUGCUUUGAGAAAAUGCUCAAAUUUGGGCAGACAAAUAACUACUGAGACUUACUGCUGCUACAUGUGCUUCUAUGAGCUGUUGUAUAUUGGAGCAUACUCAGGAGCAUACACAGCAUUUUUACAGUUUGGCUUCAUCUUUGUUUACCGGCAGUAAUAGCGUGGAAUCUGAUCUGUGGUUUUGCACUUAAGGUUACCUUUGAAUAAUUUUAGAAUCGGGUAAGCAGGAAAUUAUUUUUAUUGUGUCCUAAUGCAAAUAAACAGAGUACUGAAAUAAGCUGUACAUUAGUUUUACCCAUGUUGUGUUAUUCUCGGUAUAUUGGUUGACUUUUUACACAUACUUUUACAAAUGUAUUUCCCAGUUCUCUAAAAUCCUGAUUUUCACAAGGUAUAACAUUUCAAAAUUUAAGCCUUUUCUGGUUAAGCCAAAUUUCAGAAAAUUCUUGUUGAUCGUGUCCAUUUCUUCAUAUCACAUCACUACAGUUAAAAGUUGAAAAACCUUUAUCGUAAAAGUUUUAAUUUAAAAUUUAUAAAGAUCCAUCCUUAGGGGAACAGGUGUGUUGUUCAUCAUCACUGCAUCAUAGGUAUUUUUAGCACUGCACUGGGGAAAGAAAUAUGACACCAUUUUCUGUCAAAAGGAGGAUCAAGUUCUGAGUCAUGUAUCAUUUGCCGUAAAAAGAAAAAAAAAAAGACUAAACUAAGAGCUGAGUAUUUUUCCAAAAGUCCAGCUAGUCUCUGAUGAUUGCGUCAACAUCAGUCGUGAAGCUCCUGCAGCUUAACAAGUCAAACAUGAUGCUCAUGAAAACUGUUGUUUUUGUUUAUAAAGCAGCUGUUUCCAGCCGAUACCGUCCACUGCAUCCGUUCUCACUCCUGUGUGUUUAACUUUGGAGAGCGUCUCUCUGAUGUGUUUUUUAACCCGAAGGAAGAACUGUUGGGUCAUUGUCGACACUCGUUAGUUCCCACCUCUUUCCCACCCCUGUUUGAGGCUGAGCCCCGCCCAUGUUUAGCAGGGGAAUUAUUAAACCUGUUUAGCUGCAUGUGGUGGGAGGCGGCCGCUGGGGAAGGUAUCCAACGGUUCCUGUUGUGCCGCCACCGCACAGAAAUGCAGGAUUAAUGACAUCUGCAUGGGCUUUGGUCCGCUAACACUCCCACUCUCCGACGCAAGGAACACAGCAGAGAACGUUUAAUUACAACCUGAGGCUAUGAAUAUAACUAGCAAUAAUUUGUGUGAGGAAAAGGGAGUUUGCUUGGAGGUUGAGUCAUUUUAGGCCAACUUUUUAUGGUUACUGAGAAUAAAGUAAGAUUUCCCCUGAUUGAUGCAGACCAACAAAGGAGAGUGAAAAGAAAAUGCUGAACAAUAUAGUCUCUUAGAGAAGUCAGCUUUUCUGAUAAAAUAAGACAUUUUUUAGGUGAUGACAUUUAUCAAAAUAAACAUUUUCCCCACAGAUAUAUAAACAGAGCAAAGAUAAGCAUCUGAAACUACUAAAAUCUCAGAAGAGUUUAAAAGUAAUGGACACUUGAAUCUGCAAAAAAGGCAAAAGACAAACUCAUUCACAUGAGCAGCAAAUACACGUCAAAAGUAAUUAUUUUACCUCUAGGACAUCUUUCCACUGAUCGAAAAAGCUCAAUAAAGAAUGAAAGCUAAGAUGAAGGUUCCAGAUAGUUUCACUAAUAUUUGUGCAAAAUUUCACCCAACAAGAGUCCAUCCUUUGGGCACCCAGAGUAUUUAUAGAGAGGGCAGCAGGCAAGCUUUUUGAUUCCUCAAAGUGCCUAAAAGAUGCAGGUUGAAAGCAGAUUACUGACUUGAGCUGAGAAAAAGUUUAAAUUUGAACUUAAGGAACCUUUUGGAUGAGACGUGCAAAAUCUCCAAUAGUCAUAUACCAGUUUCCUAUUUUAUGUUUUUCAGGGAUACCAAGAUCUGGAUGACUUGAGUCCCUCUCAGAAGAUCCUUACAAGCUUUGUUGUAAGGAUCUUGUUCAACAAGUCUUGUGUGUGUGUGCUGAUUGAGAGGUUUAAGUUGACCCACUGUUAAGCGUAGUCACAGAGCAGAAUUGCAAGUAGGUGUAAAGCAGGGGGAGGCCCUUUAUAAUCAAUGGAAUUGUCACUCACUGGUUAUGGGAUAAUAUCAUCACAUGACAUGCUUACACCUCAAGCAAUGUGUUUGGCAUGAGAAGGUGUUGUUUCUGAUUGUACAUUUUACAUCUUUUUUAUAUUUCAUUGAUUUAAGUACCUGGUGUAUCUCAUUGUGUUAGAAUGCAAUUGGAAUACCUAGGACUAACCCACCAGCUCAUGAUGUAAAGAGGUUAUAGCUGGUAUAUGAUACAUUAAACUAAAAAUGUAUACAGAUGCAUUUAGUGCCAUUUUAGUAAAACCUGUCUUUUUAUUAUAUCCACAGGAUGAGAUCAAUGUCUUUCUUGAGUGAAUGGGAUUGUAACAGACUCGUUAGUAUUGUUUCUUUGCAAUUAGCGCAUUCAGCCUGCACAAUCAGAGGACAACACCAAAGCAACACAAACAAGCUGAAAGUCUUUGCAAGUAAACAGAUUACAAAUUAGGGUCAUCCGCUGGAUCAGGCAGGGUUCACGUCUUGUUUUAUUAGGCGAACAGCUUCAUGGAGCAUUUUAGACUGCUUCUCUCUACCACUUCCCUCUAAUCCCCGAUGUACAAUCAUCCGUUUCAUAUGAGACAGCUAAUUGCUUUGUAUUGUGUUUUACAUUUGUUUCAGCUUGUGUUGAAGCUUGACGUGUGGGCCCUUGUGCAGUUAUUCACCUGAUUCAGACUCUGAAUAAAGUUUGAUUUAUUUUCAACAUAUCUGCCCAUUCGGUAAAUGCACGCACACAUAUAUCAACAAUCAUUCAGCUGGCGCUCAGCCCUGCCUGCAAAAGAGAUUUAGAGUUCAUGAGUGCUGCAUGCUCCUGCAGUGAUUUAAUGCCUGAACUGACGGUCUGAUUGAUUAUUUACAGGCCAAACAUGGAGGUCCACUCUCUCCCUUCCAUCUCCUCUGCAAUGUCCACCGGCUGCUUGGCUGUGUGGUGCACUGUGUAAUGUAAAAAUACAGAAAAAGGGCCAGAGGUCUUGUAGCAUCAGUUUAACCCCAAACUUUUGGCACCAAUUAGAGCUGAAAGAAAACACCAUCCCCUGGUAACCUCUGGCAAUCUUUAGUGAACUCUGCAAUAUUAGUUUUAGACUUUUAGACUGACUAAAGGCAUUGCUUUAGUCAGUCUUACUAAUUUAUUUAUCAGUUCGGGACAAAUUGGAUUGGCAUAAGGGAGCUAAACCAUCAAACACCUGAGAGAUGGUGAGUUGUUACAUCACACCAUAUCAUAGCAAAACAGUCUUGUUGCAUUUAAAAGAGAGCAAUGAAGGAAGGUAUCACCCAACAUGUGUCGAUGAUUGUUUAACAGACAACCAACAAAAUCAUGAGCCUCAUACCUCAUAGCAAGGACACAUAAGUCCCUUUAUUCCUUAUUUUGUUGAUUAGGGAGUACUUGUUUAACCUUUUGUAACAAAUAUGGACAAAAAUAUAAUACUUUGAAUUAAGUUUGUUUAUGUAAAGUCUGUCAGACGAGGCCUAAUGAUGUAACUUCAGAAAUAUUUGUCUCAGCUCAAAUGCAGAUUCAAUGAAUCAGUCAAUAUCUGUUUAAGAACUUUACAUAUACAACAAAGGGAACAAAACUAAACUCAUAAAAACAGGGGGCACGGAAAAACACAUGACAAAAAGGAAAAAAAAAUAAAGCCAAACAUGGAAACAAAAAACCCCAAAUGUAGAGAAAUGUUGUUCUUCAGGUGAUAAAAUCCAUUCCUGGUUACAGUUCUGGUCUAAGGUAAGAAAAAAAAAAAAACAGGGUAGAAUCAAAUACAAUCCUAAUAUUUUUAAUUUGACCUAAAGGGUUAAUUUCCACAGUUCAGAGUUUAACUGUGAGUUGCUCUCUCUGAAUGUCAGUGGAGAUCAUAGAAUUUCAGUUUUGUUAUAUUUGGGCUAAAUGUAGUUAUUUUUCAGGGCAUGACUGAAUAUCUGAUAUAGUAUUAAAAAGUCCAUCAAUCGGGUAAUCAGGAGGUGCAUCAAUGUAAACCUGUGUGUCAUCAGCUAUGAAAAUUAAUGCCAUGUCCCCUGAUGGGAAAUGAGGCAGUGUGUAUAAAUUAAAAAGUGCAUUUGCCUUAAAAUAAGAAUUGUGUGUCAUAUUGUCUGGCUCAGUGUCACUGAGAAGUUUCAGGUUUUUUUGGACAUUCAAUUGGCAUAAACUUAUAAAAAAUCAGAGUCGGAAAUGUAACCAGAUUUUGUUACAGCUUAUUAAAUUUUUCUCAUCUUGAAAAACUGUUAAAACUUUAAAAGAAUAAAAUCAACUAGUCAAAACCUUAGGAUGAUGUUUCACACACAACAUACGUAUCUAAUAUUUAAAAAAAAAAUGAUUGGAGAAUAUACUUUAUACGCAGCGUGUGCAGUAAAGAUCAAAUAUUUGGACACAGUAAUGAAAAAAAUAAAGGGUGUCCAAACGCUUGACUGGUACCAUUUCUGUGACUAUUUGAAGGACCCAAAGUGUCAGCAAACACUUCCUGCUCCCUGGAGGAAAACCUAAACCCCUCGACACAGCCUCCAGCCUCCCGACCUACCCGUCAGCCCCCAGGAGACCUUCUGUCACACACUCUGACAGCCUAGAUGUGGGUGUGUAUGUGUGUGCAGGAAGAAGGACGGGAGUUGGCCGCACUGCAUGAACAUUCGCUUUCAAAUCUACUUCCAGAAAUUGAUAUUUCUGACAUUUCCUCCAUAUUGAAAUUCAGAUAUUCUGUUUGUAGAAAUACUCAGCCGGACCUGGGAUGUGCACUAAUUUAUACUGAAUCAGAGAAAAUAAUAAUUUUUGAGCUUCUUGUUCAAGCUUGAAAUAAAAUUUGUAAAAGUGAAAACAAUGUUUAAUUUGACUUGAAAAAGAAAUGAACCAUCAUGCACACUAAUAUCUUUCAUUUACCACAAUUAAUUUCCUUUAAAAACUAAAUCAAUGUGUGCUGCUCUUUCUGAAAAAAAACAUUUAAAUCCAUCUGUUUUACACCUAUUCAUUAUUAACUGAAAUUUAUUGCUGAUCUCUUACAACAUUCAUGAGUUAAAUACAUGAAUAUUUUCUGGAAAUCCUUUAAUAUUUCAAUACUUAAAAAAAAAAAAAGCUUGAAUCAUCCAAAACUGUACAACAGCUGUUGAAUAAAAUACAUUUUCAAGUAUUUUACAUAGUUUUCAAAAAAAAAAAAAAAAACAAUAUUUUAAAAUACCAGCCUGCUGACAUCAUUAGAUUGAUUUUAUUUCCUGUCUUUUUUUUAAGUUCAGGAAAUCCAACUUUAGUUAGAGCCGGUUUGUAACCUUUCCAAACCUGUUCCACUUAUUUCAUGUCUUCAAUCGUGUAAAGAUGUCCGUUAUUUCACGUCUCAUGUCUCCCCUGUUAGUCAGUAGUGUUAUCAGUCAGUCAGCAACAUUUAUUAAUUUGUAAAUGUAUCCUUUUCUCUCUCAGCUGUCUGAUAAGAUUCAGUCGGGAACCAGUUGAUUCCCCUCGAAUCAUCAGCGUUGCGUAUAAAUGGGACGUUUUCACUGCUGAACAAAUUAAACAAUUAAGGUAUUAUCAUGGAAACUAUGUUGAAUAAGCUUUUGAUAAUGAGAAAAUAUCCUGGAAAAUUAUUAAAAAUUCACAAGCUUUUACAAUACAUGUUUUGCUGGUUAACAGAAGUUUUACAUGAGCAUCAAUUAACUUGGAAACAUCUGUAGCUGAAUCCAAAGCUAUACUGAAAUUAUUUACAUUGUCAUGAGAUUACUUAAAAGACAGACUUUUAGUUUUUCACAAAUAUUCCUAAAAUCUCAGCUUGUAAUGUUCUUGUGAACCAUAAAUGUGUGUCACUGCACUCAGGGGUAAAAAUUAAAGUUUCUGUUCACUCUGGCUACUUAAAUUACAUCUGUACCAGUUCCUUGAAAUUUGUACAAGCUUUGUUUUAAAACACUCUUUUGUGCCGUAUCUGGAAGUAAUACCAACACUUUGGUGUGGCCCAACCAGAGUACUGAAUCUAACAAAGAAUCUUUGGAGGAAGCUAAAGAUUAGAGUGAUGGUAGGGAAGCUUUUCAACCUUAAAGACUUAUCACCAAAGAUAAAUUGUCAAAAUAUCAGUGAAAUCAUGCAGAAGGCUGGUCAGCAACUGAACUAAAGAUUUUUUUCAUUGGUUAUAAAGUAGGGUAUAAUUCAUUUUACAAGUUAUUUAAAAAAAAGAUAAAUUCUCAUGUAUUUUCCUUUGAGAGAUACCUGUCUCUUUUCCUAUCUGAAACUUGAAUGGAAGGCAAUUAAAAUCUAAAUCUGACAGUUGCAUAAUUUUGGGUUCAACCGCAAGUCUGAGUGAUCUUUCCUUGCAAUAGAUAUAAAUGGAUUACAGAAAAUUACUUUAAAGCAUUGGUUGUCAAGGUAUGUAUGAGAAGUGGAAAUCUGGGUAUGAAGAAACCCAAACUACAAAAAUUCUGAUUGACAAAGGAAAAAAAUGAGCACACCUUACACUGGGAACAAAACGUUACUUGCUUUUGUUAAAAAGUAUCCAACCAUGAAACUUAUUGUCGUUUCAUUUCCCACUUGUCAUUAAUAAACAGACGUUUAAUUUGUGGUAAUCCUUUAGCUUCAGUUAUGAUCAAAAUAGGUCCCUCACAAGAUCAAAAUUAAAAUAAACAAUACAAAAAUAUAUAUCCCAAGUAAGUGCAACGCUAAGAUUGUGUAAAGGCUCAGUUGCUUUCCAUUGUGGUUGGAUUCAUCCAGUACUGUUUCAGUUCAUUGUGAUUUGCCUCCAUUUUCUGGGGAUGACUUUGAUAAUGAAGAUGGAAAGUACAUUUUAUCAUAUACAGCAUACCAUAUACAAUGUAUUGUACUACUAUCUAAGACUAAGAUGUAAUGUUGCCUUUCUUUGAUUUAUAAACUGACGGAUUCGUUUAUUUGUGGUUUGGCUCCUAGAUUACUUUUUAAAUACAGACAAAAAGUUAUUUUUAUUUAAUGUAAAUACAUUUUUUAGCAUUAAAUAUGACUGCUUCUUCCCUGAAAACCUUCUCUCUGCUACGCUCUGCGUAAUCCAUUGAGCCUUAUUUUAACCUUUUCAUAUAAAUAUGACGUUUUGAUUGGAUGUAACGUAAAUUGUUGUCCUUUUGAAUGCUUUUUAAAGAUUUCUAGGAAAAAAAAAAAAAAAACAUCUACAGCUACAAACCGACCUUAUUGUUAGAGGGCCGAUCAGAUCUACAGCAUGGUGUGAUUGAAUUUCCUGAGUGCACACAUCCGGUGAUUACUCGAAUGCAGCUCUACACAACUAACUCUACAUCAGUCAUGGAAUAAAUUUCGAAGCAGAUUGCCGUUUUUUUGGGUUGUGUAUUAUACCAAAGCUGGAGUCUCUGGAAGCGAGGCCCCAGCUGAAGCAUGAAGACAAGCCAAUUUUUUUAAAUAUGACACAUUUCUGUUGUCGUCACAAUUGUUUUUUCAAUAUUAUGGAGUCAGCACCGCUAUAGACAUAUUGUAUGAACAUAAGUGACUGUUUUAUUGUUUUUACAUUGACGUGGAAGUGUGAAUGAUUAAUACCCCCCCGCCCCCCACCCCAACCCAAACAGGGCAGCAUAAACGAAGAACUGAAUUUGAGAAAACAUUAAAAAGAAAACAUAUAAUCUUGUUAACAAGAUUUUUAUUGCCAUCCAGGACAUUAAACAUUCUUUAAAAUAUGAGUAAACUAAAGUUUUCCUCACAGACAUAAAAUGUUGUUAAAAUUACAACUAAAAAUCUGUUUUUACUCAAUUUCUGAGAAAUCAGAACAAUACCUUUUACAGGGUUUCUUUCUGUGAGGAAAAAGAAAACUCAAACAAUACGUCAUGGCUGGGAUCUUUAAAGACUGUGUAUACAUGACCUUAAGAAAGUAUUCAUAUGCCUCCACAAUUUGUAACAUUACAGACACAAACUUCAACAUAUUUGGGAUCAUAUUGCUUUAAAACUACAAAAAGUAGUGAGUAAUGUUGAACAGGAAGAAAAAUGAUACAUGGUUUUUGAGUUAGUUGAAAAAAAGCAGAAACUGCAGCAUGAAUUUGCAUUUAGCUGCUUUAAUGCUUUUUAGAACCAAAUUUUGCUGCAAAUUACAACUGACCUUGUUCUGAUGUACAUAUCUAUCAGGUUUGUACAUGUGGAAACUGAAUUUUUUUAUUUCUUUUUUAAAGUCAAAAGUUAGAUUGGAUGAAGAAAGCCUGUAGACAUAAUUUUUAGCUCUUGCCACCGAUUUUUGAAUAAAGGUUCGAAUGGACCCUGUCUUUUGUUCCAUCUAUCUUCCACCGCCUCCACCAUGUUUCACACUGGGGAUGUGCAGUGGUGGUUGUAUGGCGUUCUGGAUGUAGUUCCAAAAUGUUACAUUUUGGUCUGAUCUGACCAGAGCACCUUCUUCCACAUGUUUGCUGUCUCCUAUUUUGGUUGUGGCAAAUUGCACACCUAUGGUUUUGUUUUCAAUAAUAUCUUCUUGUCACCAUUACAUAAAGUUUAGAUUUUAAAUGUCGUUAUUACCUUGUCUCUAACUUGUUUAAGUUACACAUAACUGCACUCUAUUCAUAAAUUAGAUGACCUCUGGUGGAAACUUGUUUCACUUGAUUUUUCUGAAGUUGUAUCAGAGUAACAGGGACUAAACACAACUCAGUAGAAAACCACCUAUCAUUUUCCUUGCACCUCACAAUUGUCCACAACACUGUGUUGGUCUAUUACAUUAAAGUCCAAUAAAGUGCAUUAAGUUUGUGGUUGUAACAUUACACAAUAUGAAACGUUCAAGAAGUAUGAAUACUUUUGCAAAGGGUUAGCUUUGAUGAAAUUAUUGGCUUUGAAAUCCAAAAUUGAAAGGAGAAAUUCAGAUUUUGGCUGUAGUAGACUAGCAUGGAAUGUUUACAGUAAUUUACAUAAUUUUGUCUUCAUAGGAGGUCCACAUUUGUAGCCUACUUGUUGGUUGGUUAUAUUUAUAUAUAUUAAAAAAACUGCUAGUGAUGCCUUGUUUUUUGUACAGUUUUAUGUACAUGCAAGUGUAGGUUUUUAAAAAAUGAAGAUGAGAAACUAUAUAUAUUCAAAACCGUGAAGGAAUCCUGAACCUGUAGGAAUAUAUUGUCUUAAGUACCGUAGGAUCUAUUGUAAUGUAGAAGAGAGGAGUCAGGCUCAGAGUGGAGGACGACAACGAUCCUCCUGCUGGCAUCGUUCACCUGUUUCUCAUUUUGCCAUUGUUGUUCUGGAACAUUGUUACUUUUCUGAAUCUUUCUUGUUUUUGUUUCUUUUUUCAGGAGGAAUUUUGUUGAUGUGUACAUUUGAUCCUCAUCUCUUUUUAUCAGCAUGUUUGAAUAGAAAAAAAAAAUAAUGUGGUCUUUUAUUUUUGCUGAGCAAAUCAAAGAAAUAUCUUGUAAUUACUCCUUCCUUAUAGCUUUACAAUAAAAUCCAUUCAGUCGAACAAA
Molecule: messenger RNA, 16791 nt
Organism: Girardinichthys multiradiatus
Lineage: Eukaryota; Metazoa; Chordata; Actinopteri; Cyprinodontiformes; Goodeidae
Product: protocadherin-1-like
Exons: 5
Coding region: 1536-5186 (1216 amino acids)
Biological process (GO): homophilic cell-cell adhesion
Cellular component (GO): plasma membrane
Molecular function (GO): calcium ion binding
Source: RefSeq, a predicted model, not a curated record